CGGCGAGGCGCGCCAGCUGCCGCACGUCAUGAUUCUACCCCAGGUGAGCGACGAUGUACCCAGACACUACCACUACCAUCCCGUCGUUAACAGGACGACCGCCGAGAAUCAAUAACCUGACAGACGGGGAAGAAGAUCUGCCUGAAGACGCUUUCUCGCUGCUGUCGGUGCUCCUAGUUGGAUUCCUCCUCGUGAUCCUGAUAUUCUUCUCCGUCGCCGGCAACGUUCUGGUCUGCGUGGCGAUCUACACCGACCGCGGGCUACGGAGGAUCGGCAACCUCUUCCUGGCCUCCCUGGCCGUCGCCGACCUCUUCGUCGGUGGGCUGGUGAUGACCUUUGCCGGGAUCAACGAUCUCCUUGGCUACUGGAUCUUCGGAAUGUGGUUCUGCGACAUCUGGAUCGCCUUCGAUGUUAUGUGCAGCACUGCCUCUAUCCUGAAUCUAUGCGCCAUAUCACUUGAUCGCUACAUACACAUCAAGGAUCCCCUCAGGUACGGCCGUUGGGUAACCAGAAGAGUUGCCAUUGGCGGCAUCGUCGUUGUGUGGCUUCUAGCAGGACUCAUAUCCUUCGUACCGAUCAGUCUAGACCUUCACAGGAAUAAUGAUCAGCCCAUGUAUGUGGACGAAAAAGUGGAGGAGCACCCUACGUGUGCCCUAGACAUUACACCCACCUAUGCGGUGGUGUCCUCUUGCAUAUCUUUCUACGUGCCCUGCAUCGUGAUGCUGGGUAUUUAUUGCAGGCUCUAUUGCUACGCGCAGAAACACGUGAAGAGUAUCCGAGCGGUGACGAAGCUGCCGGACACCUCCAUGGCCAAGAGUUUUCGCUCGAAGAGCAGUCGCUGCAAGCCACCGAAGCCGCAGACGAAGACGAAGCCAACCAGCCCUUAUCAUGUGUCCGACCACAAGGCCGCGAUCACUGUCGGCGUAAUCAUGGGCGUAUUCCUGAUUUGCUGGGUGCCCUUCUUCUGCGUUAACAUCGUCGCAGCCUACUGCAAGACCUGCAUAUCCCACCGAGCGUUCCAGGUUCUCACGUGGCUCGGUUACAGUAACUCGGCCUUCAACCCGAUAAUCUACAGCAUCUUCAACACUGAGUUCCGGGAGGCGUUCAAGAGGAUCCUCACGAAGGGGGCACGCGCGCGGGGCAAUCAGCCGUCGACCAGCGAGUGCGGCGAGUUCCGCUCGGUGGUGGUGCAGAAGCGGAACGGCUCCAUGGUCGAGUGUAACAUCAGUCCGAGAUCGAGCGCGGACAGCUGUCAGGUCGGCGUCAUGGCUCAACGACACCGCGACACCAUCGUCAGUGCCAUAUAAAGCGAGCGUUCCGACGAGCGUCUCCUCCUCUCGACUCUCUCUCUCUCUCUCUUGCGGUCGUCUUAAAAAAAAAACGAUUUCUUUCUUGGAUCUCGCUCUCGCUGCUCCGCCGCCGAAGUCGUCGCGAUCCUGUUCGCCUUCGUUACUUACCCGUCGGAAGAAUUUGCGAUGCAGAAUCUGGGGACAUCUCACCACCCGGCGGAGAGUAACGACGUUAGAAUUGAAACACGCUUCGCCCAAGAGGAAUUCGUUCUUCGUCGUGGCGUGCUGAUCCCGUGCGCGACCUUCCGCGUCGCACGGAGGAAACGUAUCUGAUUAUCGAAACAUUUUUAUUUCAGCAUUUAGAUUCACAGUCUUCCGUUUGCUGUUCUAAAAUUUGUUUCGAAUCCGAUCAAUGUCGAAGGACCACGUCGUGGCGCAAUCGAUUUGGCAGGUUGCACGACUUCACUAGUGGAACGAUAUCGCUUAUUGCUAUUGUUUCGCACGAACUUGCGUCAGUGUACAUAAAAUCAGCAUACGGCAUCGCUUGUACCAACAAGCGGAGUUUACUCUCGCGUGCUAAAGUUCAGUAUUUGCAUCCGCGAAGGAUUGAACGCCAAAAACCCGCCCGCCUGCUCAAAGGAAGACUUGCAGCUGCAGCUUGCGACGACGUUGUGCCCUCGCUGUGCAGCCGCGCUCGCGUAAAAUAAGCAUAACUGAGGACGUUGAUAAUAACUCUCAGCCAUAUUAUUGAAUCUCUCCUCACGUAAUAUCAAUCAGUGUUCUAGUUAGCUGUCGUUGAUUUGGCCCGAGGAUUUCUCUCGGAUCAAAGCGGACCACGCGUUGCUCGUAUUUCCUCGACGUUAGAUUUCUGGAGGAUAGUGGAGAAGCAGUAUCAAGUAAAAUGCAGGAGAGCAAUGUAAAUCGGGACGUUUGUCGCGGAUGAUCAAAAUGAGCACUUCGUAUACGUCGUGACUCUGCUUCCAUCGUCACGAUUCGAUUGUAUGAUAAAUUACGAAUAACGCGCGGGUUUCCUCGAAGUGCGAUAUUUUCGUUGUGACGCAUUUUGCGUGUGUCGUCGCACGAUCGAGGAGUAUCUGUCUCUCUCUUCUCUCUUCUCUCUCUCUCUUUCUCUCUCUCUCUUUCCUUUUUUUUAUUGCGAAGGAGUGAAGGCUGUGGUGUUCGACCAUGUAAAAUCGCGGCAUUUCGCGCGAAGGCAUCAAUCAUUGUAAUUAAGACAAUCACCGGAAAUCCACUUCGAAACAUAUCCCGACGACAUAAUCCACCGUGAAAUCGUAGUGUUGAUCUUCUUCUUUCAUUUCUUCAUUCGUUCGCUUUUGUUUCAAGUGGUACGACGACAGGCAUAGAGUGGAAUAUUGUCGAUUAAUAGAAGAAUCCAAGUGUAGCGCUUAGGAUACUAAAUCUUGUCAAGCAAUCUCUCUUUAAAUGGAGCAAUGUCGAUAGCCAAUCUACGAUGUUAAAAGCUGGAUGUUACUAAAAAAAAAAAAAAUACCGAUAUGUUUCUAAAUAGUAACGUCUGUCGAAAAAUUCGUGGAAAUUAUAUACAUAUAUAUAUAUAUAUUAUAUAAAAAAAGGGAAAAAACUUAAUAGCAAUAGGUCAGCGCAGCGGUGCGCCGUGCAGUUGAACUAUAUAGAAAUUAAUUUUCCAUUCUGUAAAUAGUCAUUUAAUUAUUUUUCUAUUUGACGGGCGCGGAGAGGGACACGCGGCGGGAUACUCGCAGGGAGAUGCGAGGAGAUCUCGUAUUAUGGGCGCGCUCAUCGAAUGUACGCAAAGUCGUCGUCGAGCACCCGUCGAAUCUCAAAUUCAAUUCUGCAUCACAUAUCCGAGCGGAAGGAAGUAGUCACGAGCCAAUUUGGCGUUCGCGAGGAUCCGUCGAGCUUCCUUGGAUACAUCUAUAUCUACGAUACAAAACGCAUUGCGAUCCGGCGCGGGAGGGAACGAGAGGGAGUGUCACGUACGAAUUGCAUGCGUCGCACAGACUGUAGAGACGGUUGAAGGAAACACACAGCGUGGAACUCUCUAGCCGGCAGGACCUGUGCGCAAUGUUGAUGUAUACUACUGAUAUAAUCGAAUGACCGUUCUCUGUAAAUAUAUUAGACUAAGACUUCGACAAAGA
Messenger RNA from Wasmannia auropunctata (little fire ant), 3424 nucleotides. It is a transcript of the gene Dop1, whose product is annotated as dopamine receptor 1. The record is from RefSeq and is a predicted model, not a curated record. Gene Ontology annotation, cellular component: membrane. Gene Ontology annotation, biological process: adenylate cyclase-activating adrenergic receptor signaling pathway. The transcript is spliced from 7 exons. Gene Ontology annotation, molecular function: G protein-coupled receptor activity. The coding region runs from base 54 to 1307 and encodes 417 amino acids. NCBI's taxonomy places the organism in Eukaryota, Metazoa, Arthropoda, Insecta, Hymenoptera, Formicidae.